Bactrocera oleae (olive fruit fly) is the source of this 1705-nucleotide messenger RNA. RefSeq lists its product as uncharacterized. Lineage: Eukaryota; Metazoa; Arthropoda; Insecta; Diptera; Tephritidae. The record is from RefSeq and is a predicted model, not a curated record.
UAAAGUUUUGAAGGUCAAAUGUUUAUUACAAACGCCCAAGCAAUAGUGAGAAAAUAUAAACCAGAAGAAUGCAGACAACUACCAUAUGAAUGGGUUUUUUGAUUUUAUAUUAAAUUAUUCUCUUUUUGUUUGCAUAAAAAUCCGUGCAAUUAAAAACCUGAAUGAAUCCGCCUACUAUUGUCGCAUAAAUUUGCAUUUCUCAUUUAAAUGCAAAAAUUAACACAGCGCCAUGCUAAUAGCCAGCGAGAUAAACCAUAAUAUUUUAAUUUUUUGCUGUUUUGUGAGUUUUUGAUGGCUCUGGUGCAGAGUUGAGACGGUGGCAAAUGAAAUGAUCUAUCCAUAUAUAUCGAAACUAAGUCAAACGCACUGCAAUGAACUGACUAAUGCCAAAAAUGUUUUGCUCCGCUUUCUGACAGCGUUCACACCUCCAACAACUUACAAUGAAGCACCACAGGGUCCGCUGCAUAUUUACAUAUGUACAAAUACUGAAUAAUAUCAGCUUGGCUUGUAAAGCAGUGUUGGUUAUGGUUUUUAGAGAAUUUUGGCAUUUUCGAUAGCACACGUAGUUAUUAUUAAUAUUAGUUUUGUUUCAAUUGGUAAAUUUGGACGGUAAACAUUUUUAUUGCAUUCGAAAAUACUUCGCGUUUUUGUACUGAAAUAUUUCUUGUAUAAAUUUAGCUGCAGUUUUGCUUAGACCAACAGAAAGCAACUGAACUGCAAACCGAUACAGUCAAUCAAGCUUAAUACUAUCUGCAAAAUGCGUGCAUUUUUGAUCCUGUGCUCUGUCAUCUCUGCUGCGUAUGCCGCUGGCCUUGGCUACAACUAUGAGAGCAACAAUGGUCCAGCGCUUGCUGGUGGUUUUGUUGGUGGUCCCGUGCUUGGCGGACAAGCUCUUGCUAGUCCCAGUUAUGCUGGGCAAGCGCUAAGUGGACUCAGUUUUGUUGGCCAAGCUAUUGCCAGUCCCAGUUACAGCGCUCCGGCUCCAGUUCCAGAGGUUAACAAGGAAUUUUUCAGCUACACUGCACCCGAGAAUGAAUUCAAUAAUAUCGGUAAUGCCGGUGACAUCGCUAAUUCGUUGAAGAAAAACUUGCGUGUUAUCUUCGUUAAGGGACCACAGAACUCUGGACUCGAGAAUGCCGCUUUGCAGUUAUUGUCUAAAUCGGCUGUUGAGGAACGCACCGCUAUCUAUGUGCUGAACAAACAAGCUGACAUCGGUGAUUUGGCUAACAAACUGAACUCAAUCAAUCAUCGCAGCGCUUACAAACCAGAAGUACACUUCGUCAAAUACAGAACACCAGCUGAUGCUGAGCAUGCCAAGCAUGCUAUUCAGUCACAAUACGAUAAUUUGGGUGGUAAUACUAGCAGCUACAAUAGUGGUGUGGCGCCAGUUUUGGAUUUCGCCACAAAGCCAGCCGCUCCUGCUGCUCAGCAACCAAUUGGUAGUGUGGAGGGAGCUUAUCUGCCACCAAACAAAGUUUAAUAAGUUGACCGAUAUAUUAUAGCGUAUAAUGAUGUGGAUUUAUCAAACAAUUUGUUAAAUAUUAAUUUAGUCCUGAUGUUCCUUGUUAACUAAAUGUAUAAGUUUCUUCAUAAUUGCAAAAAUAUAUGUUUAAGAAUACCAAUUUAAAAUUAAUGAAUUUUUAUUGCAACGGAUUUCGAUACACAUUGUUCUAUACAACUCAAAGAAGAGAUUUUUAAAUAAAAG